This is a messenger RNA of Penicillium manginii, 1992 nucleotides long. Its product is annotated as ferric reductase family protein. Gene Ontology annotation, biological process: iron ion transport; intracellular iron ion homeostasis; copper ion import. Gene Ontology annotation, cellular component: plasma membrane. Bases 1 to 1992 code for a protein of 663 amino acids. Gene Ontology annotation, molecular function: ferric-chelate reductase activity. The transcript is spliced from 4 exons. Lineage: Eukaryota; Fungi; Ascomycota; Eurotiomycetes; Eurotiales; Aspergillaceae. The record is from RefSeq and is a predicted model, not a curated record.
AUGGAUAUGGACAGCAAUAUGUCUGGAGGCCCUGGCCUCACGGAUGCGGGCCUAAACAUGUCAAAUUAUACAGCUGCCUCGGACUUUCUUGCUGCGCUUCUCGACGACACCACCCUGCAACAGUCUGACUAUGCCAUCGCUAGAGCUUUCUGGUACGGUAUUGUCAUUGUUAUUGUGCUGACAGGCAUGGUUAACUGGGUUGAAUGGGGCCUACUGAAGUUGCGGUUACGUGUAGCCGCAGCAAACCUUCCGCGAUCGAGAAAUCCUUUUAACUCGGUUGUGCCCUUCCUAGCUUGUUGCACGGCUGUGAUUCGAGAAGUUUCCUACCAUCAGAUCACCCCCACAAACUCGUGGCUUCGUAUACCAGCAGUUGGAUCAAUCCUGUUGAUUGUCAUAUAUUUUGGCUACAUCAUGGGAUUGCAAUUCUUCGAUUGGAACUAUCCCGGUGCUCAAUACUGGGAGGCACAGGGCCUCCGCGCGGCCUGGCUCACAAUAGCUCAAUUCCCACUUCUCCUUCUCCUUGCUGGGAAGCGGAAUCUGAUCGGAUACGCAGUAGGCGUGUCAUACGAGCGACUGCAAGUUCUGCACCGCUGGGUAGCAAGAGUCAUGCUGCUGACUGCUACAAUUCAUGGUGGUGUUCAAGCCUAUGGAUGGGAAAAAUAUGAUGUGAUGGAAAUUGAGAUUAGCACUGAUAGCUGCAUUCCUACCGGCUUUUCUACUUGGAUCCUCUUACUCUGGCUCGUCUUUUCCGCAGCUGCUCCAAUUCGCAACUGGCGUUAUGAGAUAUUUGUGGUUCAACAUAUAAUCACUUUCAUUGGAUUCGUCGUGGGCAUUUUCCACCAUUUGCCUUCAACGGCCUUGAGCUCAAGGAUAUAUGCUUGGAUCGGAAUCGGUCUCUUCAUCUUUGAUAGGCUGGUCCGGACCCUUAUCUACGCUUUUAAUAAUAUAAAGCCCGCAAACUCCACCCUUCAUAGCCUCUCAGGAGAUGUUACGAAAGUUCGGAUAACUGCUCCCCAGAUCAAAAAAUGGAGUCCAGGACAGCAUGUCUUUCUAUCUAUUCCUGAGUUGGGAUUUGGUCAAUCGCACCCGGCGACCAUUCUGUCUGUUCCCUUAUCCCAUGAUAAUGAUCUGGUGCUCAUCUUGCGAGCUCACCGAGGCUUCACCCAGCGGUUGCUCCGCUUGGCCAAAUCAUCUUCCGCGGACCUAUCUCGGGGGGUUCAAGAAAAAGAGAACGCUAGAAAGGAGGACGCUGUUCAGGAAAUAAAAGAGAAGUAUUUUUCUCUCAUAGGCGGACCUUAUGGGGGAUCACACUCCGACUUUGCGGCAUUCGACACCGUCCUACUCAUCGCGGGAUCAACUGGUGUUUCAUUCACUCUACCAAUACUUCUCGAUAUUGCUCACAGGUCAAAAAAUCAGAGGCUUUCAGUUCGCAAAAUAGUGUUUACUUGGGUCAUAAGAACCAUUUUGUGCAAAGAGUGGAUUGCAGACGAGUUACAACAAGCAACCGAAUCGCUGCUCAACGUUGGAAUUGAAAUUGAAGUGAAAAUUUUUGUGACCUGUGAACUUGAUCCGACAGAAUAUUUAACGAAGAAAGCAGGAUGCAAUUGCAGGAAAGUCGAAGGGCCGUGUUGCUGUACUGAUUUAGGUAUUGAAAAGCGCCAAAAUGCUUCCAACGCACUAAUCACCCAAGCGAGUGGUGAUUUAGACAUCGAAGCAUGUUCAUCCAAAAGUAUACCCCAAACGCAAACAAAAACAGGCAACGCGUUUCGAUCUCCCUGCUGCACGAUCGAGUCUGGCCGGCCUCAGCUGAAGCCUCUUAUCUGGGACCUACUGGAUUAUGCCAAGGGAGAAACAGGUGUGGCAGUGUGUGGACCGCCGGGCUUGGUGAGCUGUGUUCGGAACACCGUUGCUACCGUUAGUGAGCAACGUGGAUCAAACAAAGGGACUGGCGCUGAAGGUGUGUAUCUACAUGCAGAGAGUUUUGCGUGGUGA